Messenger RNA from Strigops habroptila (Kakapo), 1110 nucleotides. RefSeq names its product ankyrin repeat domain 33 (gene ANKRD33). Lineage: Eukaryota; Metazoa; Chordata; Aves; Psittaciformes; Psittacidae. The coding region runs from base 70 to 1110 and encodes 346 amino acids. Gene Ontology annotation, molecular function: protein binding. The record is from RefSeq and is a predicted model, not a curated record. The transcript is spliced from 4 exons.
GAGAGGCUGCAGCACGGGGUGACCCGGAGCGAGGCCACGGAGCUGGAUAUCAAUGGGAGGAACGGGCUGAUGGUCGCCUGCUACAAGGGCUUCGUGGACAUCGUGCCCUUGCUGCAGCAGUGCCCCUACAUAGAUGUCAACCAGCAGGACAAGGAUGGGAACACGGCGCUCAUGAUGGCUGCGCAAGCAGGACACAUCACCAUUGUCAACUACCUCCUCAACUACUACCCAGCACUUGAGGUGGACAAGCGGGACCCACGGGGCCUGACGGCACUGAUGAAGGCAGCGGUGCAGGGGCAGCAGGACUGCGUGGCUGCGCUGCUCCUGGCUGGAGCUGACCUGCAAGCGGUGGAUCCCAUCAAGGGGAAGACAGCCAGGGAAUGGGCAGCCUUCACCAGCCGCUUCGAGACCACCGUGCGCAUCCGGAGCCUCCUGCGGCGCCCACGGGCAGAGCAGUUCAGUGCCAUGUACCGGCCCGAGUGGUCAGCACUGCCCGAGCUGGUGGCCAAGGCCCUGAGCCCCAAAUCCGGGAGCAAGCGGCUGUUGGAGAAGAUCCGAUCCACGUUCUCCAUCAGCUUCCCGCGCAACCCCGAGGAGGACGGUGUCCUGGACCACAUGGUGAGGAUGACGACCUCUCUGGCCAGCCCCUUCGUGGCCACUGCUUGCCAAACCGUCUGCCCCAACAGCCCACCGGAGGUGGGCAAGAGCAGGUUGUCCGUGCCAGAAAUCCUUGGGAAGCACGUGCUGGAUGCGGAUACAGAGCCAGAACCCACCUCAUGCCCCAGCACCGACACAUCCUCCUGCAAUGGCCAAGCCCCAUCAGAGCUCCAGCUCUUCCCUUCACGCAGCCCAGCCAGGACCCUUCUGAGCUUCCUGCCCCUGUGGCUGCGGUGCAGGAACAGCAUCUUCCCAGGGGAGCCGAUCCCGAGGAUCCGAGUGAGCAAAGACCCCUGUCCCCCUGCCCGCACCAGGCAGUGGAGCCCGCGCGGGAGGGACAAGAACCUGCUGCAGCCACCCAAGUGGAGGUACAAGGAGCUGAAGGAGGAGAGAAAAGCAGCCGAGGAGGCAAAGAAGAAGGAGAAGAAGGAGAAAGGGGGGAAGAGAUGUUAA